AUGUCGGCCGACUUUUGGGCGGGCUAUCUCAGCGGCAUCGUCGGCAUCAUAGUGGGCAACCCCCUAGACAUUGAGAAAGUACGCCGGCAAACCAGAAGCCAUGUGGCCGAGAAGCUCCACAGCCAGAGCUCUGUGGCCUUCCUGAAGGGUACCGCUGCUCCCAUCUUUGGCUACGGGGCUCUGAAUGCGCUGCUGUUCUUUUCCUACAACCGGUCAGAAGCAAUGCUGAAAGGCUCGGCGGCGUCGACACCGACUGCCGGAUGGGUCACCUGGACGGCCGGGGCAGUGAGCGGCCUCGCGGUAUGGGUCGUAAGCGCUCCGACCGAACUGAUCAAAUGCCGGGCUCAGAUGUCCACGCCCGCCAUGUCGAGCUGGGCGAUAUUCAAGCAGACGCUGCAGCGAGACGGUGUAAGGGGUCUCUAUUAUGGCGGCGUUGUAACGGCGCUCCGAGACAGCAUCGGCUAUGGCUUCUACUUCUGGGCGUAUGAGUUGGCUCACCGUCACUGGCCUGCUCCCCGAGAGCACGACGACGCUGCCUCUGGGAGACGAGACACGUCAAAGGUACUGCUGUGCGGUGGCAUUGCCGGCAUUGUGACCUGGGCCAGCGUGUUCCCUCUCGACGUCAUCAAAUCGCGCCUCCAGACACAGCAACAGCAGCAUUCCUACAAGGCAACAACGAAUAGGGCGGGCAACAGGCGGCAUGGAGCGUGGCAGAUGGCCAAGGACAUCUAUAGAGACGGCGGGAUUCGUCCCUUUUUCAGAGGCCUAACUGUCUGCAGCGUCAGAGCCUUUGUUGUCAACUCCAUACAAUGGGCUGUGUAUGAGUGGAUCAUGAGCGAGUUGACCAAGCUCCUCAUCAGACGUACCGUAGACGAUGCUUUGUGGUUCCGACCUCCAGCUCACUGGACGUGCAGCUUCGUUGACCAACUUAGUCCGCCCUCAGUCUCAGCGCUGAAAGAUGGAACACCCGGCAGGUUGAAUCGACAGGCGUCGAGACCUCAGAAUCUGGACACGCUUCGCAAACCGUUCAAAUGCCCCUCGUCGGCCACCGCAGCAUCCACGUCGGAUCGCCCUGCUAGAAAGAAGAGAAAGGUUGAUUACAGGGGCGCCGAUGAAAACGGACCAUCGAGUAUUGAUGCAGCAUAUGAUGGCAGUGGUCGCCAAAUACAGCCACCGCCCAAAUUCCCAGUCUUCCAAGCGAAGGAUAAAAGUGUUGUCUUUCGGAAGGCCUUCUCCGUCCCCCUAAAGGACAAGUCCCAGGCCACAUACGAUGCAUCCAGACCGCCGCCGACGCUUGGACUCCGACGCGGCGUUGUUUUUGUCCCCAAGCCUUUGCACGAUCCAUCCGGAGAAUUUGCCAUAGUUUUAUACGACCCAACUGUUGAUGCGAAGCCAGUGGUGGCCAAAGAGAACCCGGUGCAGACACAGGCUGAACCCUCCAAGAUUGACAGCCCAAUCGUGCAUAAAAGCCUGGCCGAGAUUCUCGGAAUCAAGAAACAAGUGGAAGAAGAUCACCCAAAAGUGCCGGUUGUCAUCGAUCCCAAGAUUGCAAAAUGUCUUCGUCCUCAUCAGAUUGAAGGAGUCAAGUUCAUGUACAAGUGUGUCACGGGGCUAGUUGACGAGAAGGCCCAUGGAUGCAUCAUGGCCGACGAGAUGGGACUCGGCAAGACGCUGCAAUGCAUCACCCUCAUGUGGACUCUGCUGAAGCAGUCUCCCAAUGCCGGAAAAUCCACCAUACAAAAGGCCAUUGUGGUCUGCCCCGCGAGUUUGGUGAAAAACUGGGCAAACGAGCUGACGAAAUGGCUUGGCCCGAACGCCAUCAACCCAUUUGCCAUUGAUGGCAAGGCGCCCAAGGAAGAGUUGAAAAGACAGCUUCGCCAAUGGGCGAUUGCCUCUGGCCGAUCCAUCACUCGACCGGUCAUCAUUGUCUCGUACGAGACUCUGCGUCUCAAUGUGGAGGAGCUCAAGCAUACCAAGAUCGGCCUGCUGUUUUGUGAUGAAGGCCAUCGCUUGAAGAACGCGGACAGCAACACCUUCAACGCGCUGAACGACCUGAACGUGUCCAGACGAGUCAUCCUGACAGGCACACCUAUUCAAAACGAUCUGACAGAGUACUUCGCCCUGACUAGUUUCGCCAACCCAGAUCUACUUGGAUCGCGACUAGAAUUUCGAAAACGUUUUGAGAUUCCUAUCCUGCGCGGUCGUGAUGCAGAUGCGACGGAAGAAGAACGCAGACGCGGAGACGAAUGCACCGGCGAGCUGCUCAGUGUUGUCAACAAGUUUCUGAUCCGCCGAACCAACGAUAUCCUGUCCAAGUACCUGCCGGUCAAGUAUGAACACGUCGUCUUUUGCAACUUGGCUCCGUUCCAGAUCGACCUCUACAACUAUUUCAUCACGAGCCCGGAUAUCCAAGCACUUCUCCGCGGCAAGGGCAGUCAGCCUCUGAAAGCCAUCAACAUCCUCAAGAAGCUCUGCAACCACCCCGAUCUUCUGAAUCUCUCGGAUGACCUUCCUGGCUCGGAGAAAUGCUUCCCGGAUGACUAUGUUCCCAAGGAAGCUCGCGGGAGGGAUCGGGAUAUCAAGCCCUGGUACUCGGGGAAGAUGCAAGUACUCGACCGAAUGCUUGCCAAGAUUCGGGAAGACACCAAUGACAAGAUUGUCCUCAUCAGCAACUACACGUCGACGUUGGAUCUUUUUGAACGCCUCUGCAGGGAUCGCCAAUACGGAUGCUUACGCCUUGACGGUACCAUGAACGUCAACAAACGUCAAAAGUUGGUUGACCGGUUCAACGAUCCAAACGGAGACGAGUUCAUCUUCUUGUUGAGCAGCAAGGCGGGAGGCUGCGGCAUCAACCUCAUCGGAGCGAAUCGCCUUGUCCUCUUUGACCCGGACUGGAACCCUGCCGCCGAUCAGCAAGCCCUCGCUCGAGUCUGGCGAGACGGCCAGAAGAAGGACUGCUUCGUUUACCGCUUCAUCGCCACCGGCACCAUUGAGGAGAAAAUCUUCCAGAGGCAGUCUCAUAAGCAGAGUUUAUCAUCAUGCGUGGUAGAUUCUGCCGAAGACGUGGAGCGUCAUUUCUCCCUCGACAGCCUCAGAGAGCUCUUCCAAUAUCGGCCGGAUACGACCAGCGACACUCACGAUACCUUCAAAUGCAAAAGAUGCAAGCCGGACGGCAGACAGUUCGUCAAGUCUCCUGCCAUGUUAUAUGGCGAUACGAGCACAUGGAACCAUUUUGUGAAUGCUGGGCUGCAGCCCAUACAAGAUUUGUUGCUUCGGCAAGAACACGGAGGAAGCGAGGUCUCUGCUGUCUUCCAAUACAUAUCGCAUUAG
Trichoderma reesei QM6a is the source of this 3330-nucleotide messenger RNA. RefSeq lists its product as uncharacterized. The transcript has 4 exons. Gene Ontology annotation, molecular function: DNA translocase activity; ATP-dependent chromatin remodeler activity; hydrolase activity, acting on acid anhydrides. The record is from RefSeq and is a predicted model, not a curated record. Gene Ontology annotation, cellular component: nucleus. NCBI's taxonomy places the organism in Eukaryota, Fungi, Ascomycota, Sordariomycetes, Hypocreales, Hypocreaceae. Bases 1 to 3330 code for a protein of 1109 amino acids. Gene Ontology annotation, biological process: reciprocal meiotic recombination; double-strand break repair via synthesis-dependent strand annealing.